CAGUACAACAGCGCUGAAAUUGUUUUGGUGGAGUGGAUUGGUCCAGAUGCGAAAGUGAUUAUGGUGCAUAGCUAUCUUGGUCUGUGCAUCAAAAGUUCUAGUGACAUCAACAGCUAACGUUUGAACCUGUCGACGGCCACUGCAAUCUAUAUCCCCACCUUCAACAUUCAACAAAAAUGAAGUCGUCCAGAUCGCUCCGUUCUCUGGCCACAAUAUGCAGACAACAAACCGCAGACCCUCUCAGGAUGUUCCAUAACGUACGAACAACUCGUGUUCCUACCAUCCCAACUUCGCGACCCUACUCGUCAUCCACCACAACCUCAACCACUCCACCACCCCCAAAAUCCUCCGUCGACCCUACAGAAGUAGCCCACUUCAAUGCGCUCGCCUCGAGCUGGUGGGACCCCCACGGGCCCUCGCGAAUCCUCCAUCUCAUGAACCCUCUCCGCCACACCUUCAUCUCACGCUGCAUGCACGGCACCCCACGUACAUCGAAACCACCGAGCGCGCUUCCCUCCAAAAAUCUACGAUACCUCGAUGUUGGCUGUGGCGGCGGCAUCUUUGCUGAAUCUGCUGCACGCCUGCCAACGACCGCCUCCGUAACCGCCAUCGAUCCUACACCCUCCGUCCUUGCAAUUGCUGAAUCUCAUAAGCGUCGUGAUCCUACUCUCACGCUGCCGGGUCGCCUCAACUACUUAAACACCUCGAUUGAACAUCUGCCCGUUCCUUCAAAUCCAUCCAAUGAUGCUUACGAUAUUGUAUCCAUAUUCGAGGUUCUGGAACAUGUAUCCGCGCCCGGUCCGUUUUUGGAGAUGGCGAUGAAGCAGGUAAAACCUGGUGGAUGGCUCGUCAUGAGCACGAUUGCGAGAACGUGGACGAGCUGGUUGGUUACGAAUGUCGUUGCUGAGGACGUGUUGGGAAUCGUGCCCAAGGGGACACACGAGUGGUCCAAGUAUGUGAACGAGGAUGAGUUGAGGGCGUGGUUUUUAGAGAGGGGCUGGGGUAGGGUUGGGAACGAGAUGAGGGUGCAGGGCGUCAUGUAUGUGCCUGGUCUUGGGUGGCAGGAGGUAGGUGGGAGUGAAUCGUGGGGAAAUUAUUUCCUCGCGGUUAGGAGGCCAGAUGAUGAGUGA
This is a messenger RNA of Periconia digitata, 1130 nucleotides long. NCBI's taxonomy places the organism in Eukaryota, Fungi, Ascomycota, Dothideomycetes, Pleosporales, Periconiaceae. The record is from the annotation of a GenBank genome assembly.